Molecule: messenger RNA, 1426 nt
Organism: Humulus lupulus (European hop)
Lineage: Eukaryota; Viridiplantae; Streptophyta; Magnoliopsida; Rosales; Cannabaceae
Product: bifunctional dTDP-4-dehydrorhamnose 3,5-epimerase/dTDP-4-dehydrorhamnose reductase
Exons: 2
Coding region: 88-990 (300 amino acids)
Biological process (GO): S-adenosylmethionine biosynthetic process
Cellular component (GO): methionine adenosyltransferase complex
Molecular function (GO): methionine adenosyltransferase regulator activity
Source: RefSeq, a predicted model, not a curated record
AGAUCCAAAUCUCAAAUCUCGCCCACAUUUUCAGUUCUCUUGCUCAAACUGUCUGAACCUCCCUCAGCCUCGGCUCGGCGGCGAUCAAUGGGGUUUCCAGCUGUGGACGGUCAAGAUAAGCCGAUCAAGUUCUUGAUCUACGGCCGUACCGGCUGGAUUGGCGGCCUUCUCGGUAAGAUCUGUAAAGAGCAAGGAAUCAACUUCGAGUACGGUUCCGGCCGCCUCGAGGACCGCGCCUCGAUCGAAGCCGAUAUUGGCGCCGUUAAGCCGACUCAUGUAUUGAACGCCGCCGGCGUUACAGGCCGUCCCAACGUCGAUUGGUGUGAGUCGCAUAAGGUCGAGACCAUCCGUACUAACGUCGUCGGGACCUUGAACCUCGCCGACAUUACUCGGGAGCGAGGACUUCUUCUUCUCAACUACGCCACUGGAUGUAUAUUCGAGUACGAUUCUGCUCACCCGCUCGGGUCCGGUAUCGGAUUCAAGGAGGAGGAUAAGCCUAACUUCAUCGGAUCCUUCUACUCCAAUACCAAGGCCAUGGUUGAGGAACUGCUCAAGAACUAUGAAAAUGUCUGCAUUUUGCGUGUAAGAAUGCCCAUCUCAUCAGAUUUAUCAAACCCUCGCAACUUCAUUACAAAGAUCUCUCGAUACGAGAAGGUUGUCAACAUCCCCAACUCCAUGACGAUCUUGGAUGAACUACUACCCAUUUCGGUUGAGAUGGCAAAGAGAAAUCUCACCGGAAUAUGGAACUUCACAAACCCUGGAGUGGUCAGCCACAAUGAGGUCUUGGAGUUGUACCGCAAUUACAUUGACCCAACCUACACAUGGAAAAACUUUGAUCUUGAAGAGCAGGCUAAGGUGAUCGUUGCCCCAAGGAGCAACAACGAGCUUGACACCACAAAAUUGAGCAAAGAAUUCCCUGAAAUGUUGUCCAUCAAGGAAUCCCUCAUCAAGUAUGUAUUCAAGCCCAACCAGAAGACUGGCAAGGCUUGAAAACCUUUGUGUAGGUUUGAACUUUUCGUGUUUCUCUUAUUGCUAUUUAUUUGAUUCAGUUCAAAGUGGUCAUUAUGAUUUCUCCGCUAUAAUACCACCACCUAUCUUUCCCUUAAGGCAAGUACAAGUAGUAAGUACGCUGUAUUUGUAUUUGAAUGUCUUAUAAUUAAUCAAACGAAUGAAAAAACAGCUAGUGGGAACUUGAAAAUCUUUCAUCAAUUUUAAAUUAUGUAAGGUGUGGUGGUGGUGGUGGUGGUGGUGGUGGUGGUGGUGUUGUACGGGAAUUUCAUACUAUUGUUGUGAUCUUAGACUUGGGCAUUUUAUUAAUUGGCUUGGCUUGUGUACUUGACUCUUGGUAAUCGGCCUUUUCCUAAGCCAGACAGAUCAAUACAUGAUCGCCUUUUUGGUUAAUAAAAUAUAUUUUGAUUGAUGGACA